Seminavis robusta is the source of this 920-nucleotide messenger RNA. NCBI's taxonomy places the organism in Eukaryota, Bacillariophyta, Bacillariophyceae, Naviculales, Naviculaceae. The record is from the annotation of a GenBank genome assembly.
UUUAGUUAGGUGGCAAUGACAAUGCCCUAACCCUAGCGUUGAAACCAGUGGCAAUGACAACACGACAACACAUACAUCGUACAUUGAGAUCCAGCACGAAGAAGAGACAAGCCAAAACCAAUCGACCAUGGCGGAGACCAACGGCACUACUACUACCGAAGAAGAAUCGCGCUACAACCAGCUGAUUCUCCUCGUUGACAAGGCUUUGACGCACAGCCGGAAAGAUUUUGACAUUGAUGAGGCCAUCAAGGAGUGCUAUGGAGAAGACGCCUCCAUGUUUGAAACCAAGGAUUCAUCCGAGGAGAACUUUCUAGUAUCCGCCAUCAACGCCAUGAUUGAUGACGUGAACAAAAAGGUCAAAAAGGGAUUCUUGGACUACUUGGAAAAGGAAGAAAUGAAACAAAAAUUGGACAAACUAGAGGCAAUCAUUGCAAAGCUAGACCAGGAGGAUGAACAAAUGAAGCAAGCUGAUGAGCAAGACCGGCGUACAGCACAGGCGGCUCUGGAUGCCACCAGAUUGCCAAAGGGUGUCACUCCUGAUGGUCUCAUGCGCUAUCACAUAUACAACAAAAAGAAGGAGGAUCUUGCAUUGAUGGAGAAAAAAUUGGCAGAGGAAGAGGCUGCAAUCGAAAAGCUAUCAGGACAGAUUCGCAAUUUUGAAUCCAUUGAACGGGAGGGCAAAGAAAACAUGGAGCAACUGAAGCAAACUUUACAGCGAGAGGAACAAGCUGUGAAAGCUUGGAGUAAACAAACCUGAUGAGUACAUUGGACGAGAGUACUUGAAAGGACUUCUUUGCUUUGGAUGCUAUCUAUUCAAGCAGUCCACUCAGCAAUGACGACAAGGCAUAUUUUAGGCCAAAUGAAUUGGGAUGAUUGCUUUAAUUCUAGAGCUAACAAUGACAAUGAUGAUUGGGAAAUAU